UACUCCAGCUCAAGCACGCUUAACUCUGGAGUUCUUUCAGGAUGUGUUCCGGAAAAAGUAAAUCAACUUUGGUGACAUAGAUAGCCAAAUCAAUUCUCUUAAGCCUUUCUGUAUAUCAUAACUCGGGAUGUUACAGUAACGUCCCGAGCAAGCCACAACUAAUGAGCCACCCAUGCCCAUUCAUUCAGUCUGUGGGUUUAAUCCCAUUUGACAAAUGGUACAGUGCGUUAAUUUUCUGAAGGUCUGAAAUUAUUGUUUACUGACCCUGCAAUCACUCAAUGACAUUUUUCUAUGCUUUGACCUCACUUGCACGCUAUCGCAAAUCACUUUUCGAUAAAUCAUCCAUCACUCCACUAUUCUGGCUCAAGCACGCUUAGUUCUAAAUCUAAAUAAAUGUGUCCGAAAAAAGUAAACACACUUUAGUGACAUAGAUAAGCCAAAUCAAUUUUCUUAAUCUCGUCAAUAUGUCAGAAUUCAGGAUGCUAUAGUUUCAUCCUGAAUCUUUUGACAAUUCUCAUGAGUUUAAUCGAGUGAUAGGUGUGGACUUGCAUGGAUGUUCAUCGGCACAAAGUGGUGGAAGAAGAAGCCUUCACUGAUGCAUGCAUCGAUGAUCGACCUAAAUUAAAUCAAAGCAUAACUGUGUUUGGCGACUCCGGAUGCGGUGGAGGAUCUUCGUUCGAAGUUAGUGGCAGUUGAUGUGGCUUCUUGUCUAACCUAAAGCACGCACGUGUGGUGUCACGUUUUCAGCUCUAUCAAUAUAUUCACGUGGUGUUCAAAAAAAAAUUCUCUAUAUUCAUCAUUCAUGUAUCAUGUAUAUUUGGAAGCCAAUAAAGAAAACUCUAAUUUCAGAAGGUCAAAUCCAUCUAAUUCCGUAUAUAUAGAGUUCGUCGUUUUCUAAAAGUUCAAAACACAAGAGCUGCUUCUCUCUAUCGUUCUCUUUGAUGCUUGGUUUCACAAUGUUCACUAUAUUGUUAAAAUAUGGGUUUAAUCUGUUUUAAUUGGACUCUAAAACAUUAAAUAUGGUGUAACUAUAUUUCUAAUGGAUUUUUUAUAAACUAUAUUUCUAAUCAGGGGCGAAGCCACGUUGGUGGUUAAGGGUGUCCGUGCACCCAUAAAGUUAUAAUAAUUCUCAUGUUUUGCAUAACAAUUGUAUCUUAGUUAGCUGAGUUGACAAUGAGUGCACCUAUUAAUUUAUCAGUUCGCGAGAAAUUCUAAUGGAACUGCAUAACUAAGUUGUCAAAAAAAAUAUGGAACUGCUUAAGAAAAUACAAUAUCACUAAAUUUUGGUUUUUAUGAAUAAUUUACAAAAUGAAAACUGAUAUAUAAUUAUUAUAUAUAUGAAUUAACAUGAUAAUACAUAGAAAAUCAACUUUUAAACCAUAUUAUAUAAAUUAGUUAUUAUUUAUUCAGCUCCUACUUAUUAUUUACAAAUGAUGUUAACAAUUACAACAGUGACUCAAGGUUUUUCGAGGUCUGUGGACCAAAUUAUUGUUUUUAAUUUCGUAAGAAAUAUUUAUUUUCCUGUGAACUUUAAACUAUUUUACGAGUCUUAAAAUAACAUUGAGAAAUUUCCUAGAAUAAUUAUUUUUAUUUUAUUUUCAUAAAAAUAGCUUUCAAAGAGAAAAAUGAUCAAAAUGAGUUUUUUUUUAAAAAAUAAAUAUAUAUUUAUAUCAUAGGAUUAACUAUUAUAGAUUUAGUGUUAAUGACUGGGGUUUCGAAGAUGAGUUUUCAAAUUAAAAAAAAAAAUAUUAAAAAUUUCAAAAUAAAAAGGAACUAUUUUGAAUUCUAUUUUGAUGACAAAAACUUAAAAAUGCUAUUUGAGGGAAUUGCUCAUAUAUAUUUAUUUGUGGUAUUAACAAAGUUUAAAUAAAAAUGUUUUUAAUAAACAGGUUUGGUUAAUAUUUUUGAAUUAUUUUUAUAAAAAAAUUGACUUUUAAUAGUAUGGACUUUUGGAGUUGCACUGGUCUCAGCUGAGCCUCCCUGAGUACAUAUAUAUAGCUUCUUUAUUUUGUCAAACAUAUAUAUAGCUAAUAUGGAAAGAAACAAUAUCUGAUUUCUUCCAAAAACUAUCUAUUGCAUAUUGAUUGAUGCAAAAUUCUAACGAAAGAGAACGAUGAUGUAGUUCCCUAUUGCAUAUCACACGUCAGGAUCAUUGUAUGCUUUUCUUUGAAAAUUCUCACUAAUUUCCUCUUUCCUCUUUGGUCGUCGACUUGUUUAAACAUCAUUCAAAUUCACCUACCCCGUCAAUUAGGUUUUUUCCGUCAGUUAGUUUAUGUCCACUUAUUCAUAGUAAACUGCGUAAAUAAUACAUAACUAUAUCUUUUUUUUUUGUGCAACAAUACAUAACUAUAUCUAUUAUCAAAAUACUAGUGGUAAUUUUCCUUCCUUAGUUUAUUACCACAAGGGAUUUCAGUAAUCACUAAUCACAGUCUUAAUUAAUCAAUAUAGUCUGCAAGAGUGAAGAAAAGUAUCUAUUUAACACACUAAAACACGAAAUUUCUAUACUUUGACAAAAAAAAAGUUUCCUAAACAUCAUGUCAAAUUACGUAUUCUUAGCCGCAUGUUCUUGAUUUAACUUCUCUUGGGAAAAAAAUCUUGAUUUUUGUGUGCUCUUGGUGACAUUAUAAUGUUUUUAAGUAUCGUAUAAGAAAAAUAUUCAUCAUCUUCUUUUUUUUGGGGUCAAAAGUAGUAUUCAUCAUCUACUAAUCGUUUUCGCUGAAUAAAACAGCCUAUAUAGGCUUCUCAGUAGGCUAUAGGUUGAACCAAUUGUCGGUGUAUUAUAUUAUGUUACGUCUAACCUACUAAGAUAUUUCAAAAAUGGUACAUAUGCAUGUAGUAAUAGCAUUGAUAAACAAAUUUCAUCUCGUUAUUAAUUCUUAUAUAUAUAUAAUACGGCUAUUGCAUUAAGCAGGCAACGUAAUAUAAAAAUAAUAAUUUAAUGUUUUGGUUAGGAAACAUAGAGGAAAUAUGUCGCCAGCUUUGUGACGAUUAUAUAAAGUGAGAAACUUAUUUACUAUUUUAAUUAAAAAAUAGCAUACAGUAAAAUGAGCCAAUUUCGUCAACUUGUAACUUCUUGUGGUCCAUUAGUUAAUAUUUGAUUAUUUUCCCCUAAAUCAUAUGAUAACCAGAUGAUAACCCGCGCGCAUAAAGUGAGUUUUUAUAAUAAUGUUUGUUUAUGAAAUAAUUUUAAUAUUUUGCAAUACUACAAUUUUUAUCGAUUAUGAAAUGAUGAAUACAAAUGUUGGUAUCUUAAAUAUAUCAUCGUUGUUGAAGAGUUAAUGUAUUACAUAUCAUUUUAGUUAUUUGAGUUAAUGUAUUACAUAUCAUUUUAGUUAUUUUUAAGUUCAUAUGCACACAAAAAUAUUAAAUUUUGCGGCUGACACAAAUCACCAAAACCAAAUAGACAUCGAUUGUAUAAUGACGAAAGAGGAUUAUGUUUUCUGCUCUCGAUUUGUUUACUAUUGACUCUCCAUAAGUGAUUUCAUUUUCUACAUCUAUAGUAUUGUGCUUUCGUUCUCGUCUUUGUUUCAUUAAUAUGAGUUAAGUUUCUUUUUUGAACUUCUUUUAUGAAUUUAGUGAAUUACAUAAGUGUCAAUUAAAAAAAUGGACAUCUGUAAAAAUUAGUUUCACUCCAUAUACAUAUCUAAGAAUCAAAAUUUUGAAAAAACCACCGGCAAACUAUAUUUACAGGUUAGUGUUCAAAUUUUAUAUAUCAAACUGUUACAGAAUAUAAGUGCAGACUCGAAAUAUAAAUGUUUGUCUAGUAUAUAUUCACCAGCUAGGUCUAAAAAUCAUCUGAUUAGCACAACAAAACAAAUUACUUAUUUCACCAGUUCGGGUAAUGUCUGAAUCCGAACGGGUAAUAUCUAAACUCGGAUGGAUAUCCGAAGAUAACUAAACAUAAGUAUACUUAACUCUAUAUUUCUAGUUUAUUUCUCUCAUUUUAUUCAAACUAUUUAUAUUAAUAAUUCUUAUUGCUCAAAAUUAGAUAAUAUACAUAUAAUUAUGGACAAGAUCAUUUGCUACUCACUUAAAAUACAUAUCAAGUUCUUGUUUUUUACAUUAACAAAAGUUGCAUCUAAAAUUUCAAAACAACAACUAAAUUAGUGUCUUUCAAUGGAUAAUGUAUUUAUUUUUUCUUCAAAAUUUAAAUAUCCGAACCCGAACAUAAAAUACCCAAACCUGACUCGAAGUGUAGAAAUACCUGAACGGGUUCUAUAUCCAAUACAAACCUGAACGUGUAUCCGAAUGCCCACCCUAUGAUAUAUGAUCAUUUGUAUUUUGCUUAAACAAAAAAAAAGUUAAACCACUAAUCACAAAACUUUUAAUGCGGACUUUUACCAUUCUUAGUUACUUAUAGUCAUUUUUUAAAAUUCAAAAUAUAAGAUAUAAGAAAAAUUAAAUUGCUUUUCUUAUAUGCUUAAUGUGAUUGUUUAAUUUCUUUUAAUAAUAUAAAAUUAAAUAAAAAAGAGAGGUUAGAAUUUUUUUUAAUCAAAUAUGUAUUAUUCAUAAUCAUUAAUUAUCAUAUAUAUGUUAAUCAUAUUAGGUAAUUCUGUAGCUUUUAUUUAAGGAAAGAAAAAAUAUUCUUUUGUACACUAUUAAUUAAUUUGAUAGUUAGUUUAAUGUAAAAUAUAGUAUAUGUUUAUAUGGACCAACUUAUUUUUUUAAUAAUUUUAAUAAUUGUUUUCGAGAUGAUACGUGGUUACGAAAACAUGUUCUAAUGGUUGAGGAUCAGUAUAUAGGAUAUCGAUUCAGAUUAAAUCAUAUAUUAACAACGAGAGUAUAAAAACGUUUGUGUUUCUUCAACUUGGAAAGAAUGCAAAGCCACAUAAUUUACGUUUCCUAAAUCAACGGUCAUGAUUGAUAUAGAAUAGUCAUUCUUUGACCAAGUCGAAUCACUAAACCCAAAUAAAUAAUCAACUAACGAAGGCAAAUGCUUUUCUUCUUCUUACAAUCUCAGUCUGCAGACACAACACAAAAUGGCUAACAACCCAAACGAUUGGUCUCCGUUCUACAACAACAAUCAAACUUUCUUCACAACUUCCACCAUCACUUCAACCGCCGUCACAACCACCACAACUGCUUCUCCCUCCGGUGAAGCCACCUCCAUGGACUCUCGUCUGAGUCCUGAAACCGGUCGUGUAACCAAACCGGCACGUAAAAGAUCAAGAGCCUCACGUAGAACACCAACAACACUUCUCAACACCGACACAUCCAACUUCCGUGCCAUGGUUCAGCAAUACACGGGCGGUCCAUCCGCUAUGGCUUUCGGGUCCGGUAAUACUACUUCCGGUUUUAGCCUCACCGCUUCGUCGGAUCCAUCCGCCGGAUCUUCUCAGCAAGUUCCUUGGCAAUACAGUUACCAGCCACACGCGGGGCCUCCACCGCAACGGCCUUAUAUGUUCUCGUUGAGUAACGUGAAUCCUGUCGUCGGUUAUAGUAACAUGAACAACCCUAAUUAUACGGCUGUUCCCGGUGUGUUUGGGACGGCGGAUGGUGGAGCAGGAGGUUCUGCCCCGUCGUCCAAUGAAGCGACGAAUAGUAAUACGUCGUCUUCGAGGCUGCAAUGAGAAAACGAUUGGAUUCUUUUUGAUUUUUUUCUUUCUUUUUUCGCAUAAUGGCAGAAAUGUUAGGUAUUGACUCUCUUUGUCAAAGAAUGAAAACUUUGACUUUGUAUAUUUUAUUUUUCGUUUUCAUAUUUAAGCUUUUUUUUUGUUUUAGGGUUCUUAGCAUAAGUGUAUGGCGUUAUCAUGGUCCUAAAUAGGCAAAUAUUCAAUGACUGAAGUUGCCUACUUGCUUGCAUUCAAAUAUAGGCAAAUUGGAAAUAAAUAAAAUAAAUAAUACUUUCCAAGUUGAUAA
Molecule: messenger RNA, 5859 nt
Organism: Brassica rapa (field mustard)
Lineage: Eukaryota; Viridiplantae; Streptophyta; Magnoliopsida; Brassicales; Brassicaceae
Product: VQ motif-containing protein 22
Source: RefSeq, a predicted model, not a curated record